UUUACCCUGUCAUGACUGGGAAACAUCCCAAACAAUCCAACCCGGAUGGGGUAGCCGCUCAAAAUGAUGAGCCUGGGGAUCCACCAGAGCGACAUAGUGCCCCUGCAACGACCAAACGCCCUAUAAUCGUGGAAGCCAGAUCAACAAGAAUCACCAAGUCAACUCCAACAUUUGGAAAUUCAGGAAGCUCUAGUUCAAAAGUUGCAAUUCCUCGUCAAAGUACGGGUUAUACCCCGCGUUACAACCGCAGAGUCCCACGGGCUUGCGAGUCGUGUAGACAACGAAAAACAAAAUGCAGUGGUGACACGCCAGUAUGUCGACAAUGUCGUGAACUAAGGGUUCAAUGUCAAUAUCCUGUGGGAUGGAGAGAUAAAAUGAAAAAGGAACUCGACAGAUUGUCUGCGGAAGUGCAGGAAUACGAAAACUUUUUGGAGGAUUUACGAACGAAUGCCGAGUCUCGAACAGCAGACUGGGUCAUACUCUUAAUGGAAAAAUAUGGCCUGAAGGGGGAUCAUCAAGAACGAAAUCAAUUCUUGAUGCCUACUCCUCAGAAUGAGAUGGAACCUGACGAACCAUCUCCGCUUUCUUCAAUCGGGUCUCUGGAGGCCAUUGACCGACUAGAGGAGGAUCCCAAUCGGUCGGAAGAUACCCGAGCAAUGGGGGUGGUGGGCAAGAGCUCGGAAAUCUCUUGGAUGCAACGAGUCCAGAGAGAGGCAGAGCAACGAGCUCGAGGAAACCCCGGCACCUUGGAAACGAGUCCAGCUGACGACGAAGAAAAGGAAGCAUUUUCCCUUCAUGCUCUGAACUAUCAUCUCGACGACCUGGAUAUCUCCGUCCCCGAACCCGUACAAUUGUACGCCAUGCCUCCUCGUGAAACAGCCGACCGACUCUUCGAUGAUUAUUUUUCAAAGACACACCCUUUCUUCCCUAUCCUCAGCAAGCAACUAUUUCGUGGACAGUACCAAACCUUCCUUGACACCUCAUCUCGACCCGACCCUGCCCGACCCGGCGACAAAUGGCUCGCCGUAUUGAAUAUUAUUUUUGCGAUUGGCGCCAAACACGCACAUCUCACCAAUGCAGCGUGGCGUGGCGAGGAUAACGAUCACUUGGUGUAUCUCACACGAGCCAGACUUCUCAGCAUGAACAGCGAUGUUCUGUUCAGUCAUCCCGAUCUUCAACAAGUCCAAGUCGAAGGACUGAUUGCAUUCUACCUACUGGCAUCAGACCAGAUCAACAGAGCAUGGAGAAUAUCCGCUUUGGCCAUACGGUCGGCAAUCACCCUCGGCAUCAACCUCAAGAUCACCAGCACCAAAACCCCCAGCAUCACUAAAGAGGCCCGCUACCGGGUAUGGUGGUGCUUAUACAGUUUCGAGCACAUGUUAGGCAUUAUGACUGGCCGGUCCAUCUAUAGUCUAGACGGAGGAUACGCUACCCCGUUACCGCUCCCAUUCGAAGAAGAACAACUACAAGAAAACCCGGCGGCCGCCGAGGUUCUGAACAACCCGACCCUACGAGAUGCAUUGGUUGGAAAUGUGAUGGCGAGUUCGUGGAUUCGACCGACCGGUGAAAAAGACAAUUCACACAAGACCCGACUACGCGACCAAACAUGGCUGAAGAAUUUACCCGUCAACUUCGGACUCUGUUAUCUCUACUACAGUGAUUUGACGGUCGUCACACAAGAGAUACUUAACAAAGUCUACACGACAACGGCAGUGCUGCUUCCAUGGUCGGAGAUCGAAAGUCGACUCGACGACUUAAGAUUUCGCAUCGAUUUAUGGAAAUCGAGCCUCCCGGCCGCUCUCGACUUUACAAAAGAGGAAACGGACGGCAGCUCGGAUCACCUCCGUUGUAAAUUGUUUUUGGCAUUUCAUUACUACAGCGCCAGGAUUACUUUGGGUCGACCAUGUCUCUGUCGACGUGAUGCACGACAACAGAACUCACCGCAAACAUUCAGCCACACAAUGGCGUUGAUCGCCUUGGAAUCGGCCAACGGGAUGCUAGACUUGAUCCCAGACGUUCCAGACGUUGUCCAGCUGUAUCAAGUUUGUCCCUGGUGGUGCGUACUUCGAUACCUCAUGCAAUCCGCCACGGUGUUCCUCCUCGAACUAUCAUUCGGCUGCAUCCACAGCCCAGAGCAAGAACAGAAGUACGUAUCCUUGACAAAGAAGUCAAUCCGGUGGUUCUUCGCCAUGUCCGAGCAUAGCAUUGGUUCUCGUCGUGCCUGGCAGAUCUGCGAUUCCAGCUUCCGCAAUUUAGCCGGUGGCAUGAAAUACAAUACCGAUGAUCUCCCAGGUCAACCAGAAGAGCGCACGACGACUGAAACGGCCCCAUCUUUCCAAGCCGACCCAAGCCACAAUGUCCCCUCAGGUGACUUUUUUACUCUACCAACAGAAGAUCUUCAUCUAUUCGGUUCUCACCCCAUCCCCGAUGGAGACACAUUCCCGAACUCCUUCAACUACCCAACACCAGAUGUCAUGUCUUCGCUACAUGGACAUACUGAUAUGACUGAUGAUAACUACUUUCCAUACGACCCCCUCAGCGGAGAGUUUAUCAGAUCUUUCUUCCCGUCUUCGGAGGAAGAAAAUAAAAACUGA
Messenger RNA from Penicillium pulvis, 2594 nucleotides. RefSeq names its product Zn(II)2Cys6 transcription factor. The record is from RefSeq and is a predicted model, not a curated record. NCBI's taxonomy places the organism in Eukaryota, Fungi, Ascomycota, Eurotiomycetes, Eurotiales, Aspergillaceae. The transcript has 4 exons. Gene Ontology annotation, biological process: DNA-templated transcription; regulation of DNA-templated transcription. Bases 12 to 2594 code for a protein of 860 amino acids. Gene Ontology annotation, molecular function: DNA binding; DNA-binding transcription factor activity, RNA polymerase II-specific; zinc ion binding.